This is a messenger RNA of Sesamum indicum (sesame), 1235 nucleotides long. RefSeq names its product rhazimal reductase 1-like. The record is from RefSeq and is a predicted model, not a curated record. NCBI's taxonomy places the organism in Eukaryota, Viridiplantae, Streptophyta, Magnoliopsida, Lamiales, Pedaliaceae. Gene Ontology annotation, molecular function: oxidoreductase activity, acting on the CH-OH group of donors, NAD or NADP as acceptor.
CACAUCGACAGGGCGGCACUCUACCGCACAGAAGAAAUUGUUGGGCAAGCCGUGGCUGAGGCGUUGGGCCGCGGCCUGAUUAAGAGCCGCGACGAACUUUUCAUCACCACCAAGUUAUGGUGCACCGACGCCGAUCAUGAUCUCGUCCUGCCUGCCCUCAAAGAAUCACUUAGGAAGUUGGGAUUAGAGUAUGUGGAUCUGUAUCUGAUACAUUGGCCGAUAAGGAUGAAGAAGGAUGAUACUGAUUCCAUCAAGACACUGCAUUUUGAUAUAAAGGGAACUUGGGAUGCCAUGGAAGAGUGCUGUAGGAUGGGUUUGGCCAAGUCUAUUGGUGUCAGCAACUACAGCUGUGCUAAGCUCUCUACACUCCUGCAAUAUGCCACCUUCCCUCCUGCUGUCAAUCAGGUUGAAUUGAAUGUUGCUUGGCAGCAACCGAAGCUGAUGGCGUUUUGCAAAGACAAAGGAAUCCAUGUUUGUGCAUUCUCUCCACUUGGAGCAUAUGGAUUCCACUGGGGUACUAAUGCAGUGAUGGAUAGUCCGAUCCUUAAGGACAUCGCAGCAGCUAAAGACAAGACCAUCGCACAGGUUGCAUUGAGAUGGAUACGGCAAGAAGGAGCGACCCCAAUCGUGAGGAGCUUUAAUAAGGAGAGGAUGAGGCAAAACCUUCAAAUAUUCGACUGGGAAUUGACAGAUGAAGAAGUUGGAAAAAUACAACAGAUCCCGCAGCAGAGAGCCUGCAAUCCAACAGAUUUUGUUGGUCCACACGCCCAAUACAAAUCAUUGGAAGAACUUUGGGAUGGAGAAAUUUGAAUUUCUGCUAUUGUUUUUUGUUUGUGAAAUGUAAACCUAUUUUGAGAUUUCUGGAAACUGCAUCCACAGUUUCUAUGUGUUAUGAAAGCAACGCAGAGCAGAGAUGAAGCUUGAAGACGAUGCUCACUGUGCUGCCAACUUGGCCCUGACCUGGAGCUGUGUUGGCUGUCUCAUCACUUAAUUUUAUGUUCAGUCUUUGUUUUGAUUUGUAAAGAAUCUCUUUCUAGUUGCUCUGGAACAAUUAGGAGAUGAAAUCGAAGAAAUAUGGACUUCUGGCGGCAACAUGCUUGGUCCCACUUAUGGGGUCAAAUCAAUACGUUCUAAGAAGAAAUAUUUGAAUAUCAAUCUCAUCGAUAUCAUCGAUCUCAUACCAAAUCCCAUCGAUCGAAUCACUUUUUCGAGAAAUACGAGACAUUCUUUCAGCA